AUGACUGUUAAUAUCGCCAGGAAAUUCGUCGGUUCCGUUAAAGACGAUUGGCAAUUGUAUAGUGACCGUUCCACGGACUACACUAUCGGAUCUCCCAUCGGUUUCGGAGCAUCAUCUGUGGUAUAUGCUGCUGUAUACAACCCUCCCCCGCCAGGGCCACAACGCCCUAUGCCAUGCGCGUUGAAAGUUCUUGACUUAGACGUGCUGCCCCCUCAGUCGCUGUCUUUGUUACAGCGGGAGACACAACUCAUGUCCCUGUCAAAACACCCAAAUGUACUACGUGUACGUGGCAGCUGGAUGGUUGGCCACAAAUUAUAUAUUGCCCUCCGCCUCAUGAACAAAGGUAGCGCCGCCGAUAUAAUGCAUUACGGUUGGCCCGGUGGAAUGGAAGAAGAGGUUGUUAAAUGCAUCCUCAAGCAAGCCCUUGAAGGCCUCAACUACCUGCAUAUUAACGGAUUUAUCCAUCGCGACAUAAAAGCUGCCAAUCUGCUUAUUGAUGAUGACGGCACCGUUUUGCUAGGCGACCUUGGGGUAGCCGCAUCUCUCACAGAUGAUGCUGAUAUGUCCAGUAGAUCUUACAAUGACACUGGCAAUCGUGUUAUCAACUUUGACCCUGUGUCUCCUGCAAAUAGCUCCUAUCCUGCAUCCCCACUUGCGCGUCCUGGUAUGGGAAAGCGACAAUCGUUUGUCGGGACCCCCUGUUGGAUGGCGCCCGAGCUUAUUCAGGGUCAUCGUUAUGAUUCGAAGGCUGACAUCUGGUCAUUUGCAAUAACUGCUAUCGAGCUUACCCAAGGUCGUCCUCCACGAUCGAGAGAAAGUGCUCAUAAUGUCCUUUUGCAAACCGUUCAGGGUAAACCGCCGAAGCUUGAUUCGGUAGGGGGUGUUCACCGGUAUUCACGCGCCUUCAAGGACGUAGUCGAUGCCUGUCUGGUAAAAGAUCCCUCUAAACGUCCAACGGCUGCGAAGUUGCUUCUCACCCCAUUUUUCAAGUCUGCCAAGAAGAAAUCCUAUCUGGUCAGCACAAUAUUAGACGGCCUCCCGCCCCUUACAAUGCGCCAAGAACGUCGCAGACAUCAUCCAAGCACGGUUACUCAUGGAACAGUGGAAUCGUGGGACUUUAACUCUACAGAGACAAAUUCA
Molecule: messenger RNA, 1140 nt
Organism: Suillus plorans
Lineage: Eukaryota; Fungi; Basidiomycota; Agaricomycetes; Boletales; Suillaceae
Product: kinase-like domain-containing protein
Exons: 6
Biological process (GO): protein phosphorylation
Molecular function (GO): protein serine/threonine kinase activator activity; protein kinase activity; ATP binding
Source: RefSeq, a predicted model, not a curated record